GCAGCCUCGAUCGUUAUUACUCCGUAUUGACUUGUCCCGACCGCCGGCCGUAGCCAUUGUUAUUUCCGUCUCUAACCUGUGUUUGAUCCUCGAAUGACCUUUUUUGCGGGGUAAUUCGCCCUGAACCAUGUGCAACGACCUUCUCUUGCAUGGGCGCGUGGAUCUAUGUGGGGAUCCCUUGCCGAGCCUUCGGCGUUGGAUUGGUUCGUCAGCUAUCUGAGUGGGCGCCCUCUCGUCCUGUGAUAUGGAACAGUGUUGCUCCUCUUAUGCUUAUGCGCAAGGCCUUCGUCAAGACUUGUCUAUUGUCUGGACCUCUCUUGUGCGAAGUGUGUAUCACCUACUGGUGGACCGGCGGCUCGUCGUGUGCUCAUGACCGGAUGACUACUCGGCCCAAACUGUCAAUGAUCCUGACCUAUGGACCAGCAUUGCCUCGUCUAUCUGAUAUUAGGCAUCCAAUGACUACCGCUUUUCGUGCUGGAGACUGUAUCCUACCUCGUUCUCUAAAGUCUGUUUCGUUCUUCAGCGCCGUUCUCCGAGGACCUGCCUUUCUCAGCACUCUUCCCGGCUUCUGUGCUCAUGUGGGGCCCCAGGGUAGAAUCCCGCACCAAGGCUUCCCCUUCUCUCUCCAAUAUCUGAACAUGAUCGAACCAUAGUAUUAAC
This is a messenger RNA of Dacryopinax primogenitus, 660 nucleotides long. RefSeq lists its product as uncharacterized. The coding region runs from base 150 to 653 and encodes 167 amino acids. Lineage: Eukaryota; Fungi; Basidiomycota; Dacrymycetes; Dacrymycetales; Dacrymycetaceae. The record is from RefSeq and is a predicted model, not a curated record. The transcript is spliced from 2 exons.